AGAAACCAAGAUGAGGCUCCACAUGGUUCUCUCCCUGACCAUGGCACUCUGCAUGGCGGUUCUGUUCCCCGGUGGCCUUGGCCUUUGCAACCACCACCACUGCAUCAUAGCCGGGAGGGAAGACUUUCCUGAAAACCUGGUGCGGCUGCCUCUUGUCACUGAGAGCACGACUGCCGAAUGGAGCAGCAGCAUUGGUCUCCGCAGCCGCCAUGGCAGGGUGCGAGUCAGGACAGCCGUCAUUCCUGAGGGCCAGAAGCAACCACCCGUCGUUGCAGAGGGCAUGGCUGCUGAAUGGAGCAGGAGCAUUGGUCGUCGCAGCCCCCAGAGCCGGGUCCGGGUCAGGAUGGCUGUCAUUCCUGAAAGCAAGAAGCAACCACCCAUUGUUGCAGAGAGCAUGGCUGCCGAAUGGAGCAGCAGCACUGGUCUUCGUAGCCCCCAGAGCUGGGUCCGGGUCAGGGCAGGCGUCAUUCCUGAGGGCCUGAAGAUCAUGGCCUCUCACCUGCCCUUCCCUCUGGGCCAGCAGGGGCAGAUGACCUGGCUGCUUUGCCACCCCUGGAUAACCGUGUGGCUGCUCUCUAUGGCUGGGACUGCCCUUGGCCUCUGGAGAAAUGUGAGGAGACACAAGGGACAGGGAAGGAGACAGACGGCCUCGUCUUUCAUGGCAACAGGCUACUGGAAAAAGAGAAGCUUGAGAUAUUACAGAUUGCUCUGCCGGCUGAAGACCGCCAAUGGAGUGAUGCUCAGGUGCCUGCGGCGUGUCUCCGACCAACGCCAGAAAGUGAUUGAGUACAAGCACUUGAAGGAGAAGGCACGAGUAAACGAUAAGAAGCGGAGCGCCUGCCCUAGCUCCCCAUGCAACUCCAGCCAGCAUGUGUCCCCAGCCGAUUGACAACAUUAAAGGCAGUGGUA
Molecule: messenger RNA, 909 nt
Organism: Strigops habroptila (Kakapo)
Lineage: Eukaryota; Metazoa; Chordata; Aves; Psittaciformes; Psittacidae
Exons: 2
Coding region: 11-889 (292 amino acids)
Source: RefSeq, a predicted model, not a curated record